CUCACUGUCUGGAUCUAUGUUGUAGAUAGAUGGGCUAGAUGCCACACGCCGUUAGCCUGCAGGUUGCAAAGGUUCAAAGUUUGAUUUCACAUCAUUUUUUGCCGUUCUUCUUCUCCUCCUCCUUCUACUUCUUUUUCUUCUUCUUGGGGCUUUGUAUUUCUCCUCUGCUUGGAUACUGCUGACUUAAGCAUUGGAUAUGUGCACACAGGAUGAUGACAACCCCUUUCCUCCCCGUAGAAGUAAAAUAAAAUAGGCUUUCGCUCACACUGGAUUUACUCCUGUCGUUCCAUAUGAAGAAGCCAAAAAUUUGGAUACGCGUCUGUGUCCAUUUACUGCUGUUCAUCACGCUUGGGGUACAUUCAAGUAAAUUUGACGUCAACCCAGUGACAGAUGACAUCUCGAGACUCUCUAUUUUGAGACAAAAUAUUCCUAAAGAUUACAAAAUUCCUGUACACUACGUUCCAAAAGAAGAGGGAGGGAUGUGUUGGGUAAAAUUAAACGUCUUCUACUUGGAGGCGAGUUUACAAGAUUUAGCACACAAGUUUGGAAACAUUUCAUCCAACAGAAAAGAUAUUAGCAUAUUCAUCCAAAUGCUCCAAGAACUGCGGCUCAACAUGGGGUCUGUGGAGCCAAUCAUGUAUGAUUUUGAGUGCCACUACAGGGAAGAGAGGUGGCCGACAGUGCGAUACUUUGACUUCGUCAAAGACUUCCUCAUAGCUGCACAGAAUAAAGAAGAUUCAGAUGACUGUGAUCCUCCUACCUGUCCCACAACACCAUACACAGCAACAACAGAAGCAUAUUUAAAAGAAUCACCACCAUCCAGCAGUAAAGGCUCAGACUGUGUGGGCUGCACACCAUAUGAAACGAGUGCCCUGACUGAGGUGGUGGAGCGAAGUCUUCUCUCCUUAUUGUUCAUUCCACUCCUAGCUCUCGUAUUCCUGCUUGUGUGGAAGGUUCGAUCAUGGAGGAACGAGGAGGAUCUUCAACAGAAUCCUGGAGAAGGUGGACUCAUCACAGGAACAGAAGUGAUCGCAACUCCACUAGAUGUUGAAACAUCAGAAAAAAACAUGUUGAACGUUUAAAUAGCGUAACGCUUCUGCCCUUCGAUGUUCUUCAGCGAAAUUGGGCUCUACUCUUUUCUCAUGUUGGUGUCCAAAGGUGAUGAAAACAAACAAACAUGAAGCUGUAUUCCAUAGCGAGAUCUCAAAGGUAAAAAGGCCUUUGGUUUUUGACUGCUCUCCAGAUUAACGAUGGCAGAUUCAUGCCAUGCUCAAGAUUCUUCUGGAAAAACCACGCCUGCUGCCGUAUGGAUAAGCUUGCCUUUCUUGUAAGACUGCAUUAACCCCAUGCUUCUGAAAAAGACUGAGAUUUUAGCAGAGGGAAAAAACCCUGUACCGCAACCCCCCUCUACUGGAUUCUCUGGCUCCUCUCUGGAAUCGUCCAUCACAACCUGCAGCAUCAUGAACUCAUUGGGGGAAAACUUCCCCCUCAGCACGUUGCAACAGUCUGCCUGUGUUUUGGGGCCCACCAGUUCAUCUUCAAAUAGCAAAGCAGAGACUGACUGACACUGGUUAUCGCUUGUAUGAACUGAGGCAUGAAUUACUACCUCCGGUGACCCUCACGUUAACCACAACAGCUCUACAGUUUCCUCUUAGUCCAGGGUUUCCUUAAGAAUAUAAUGUUAAACAUUGUAGUUCCAAGUUGUAGUCACAUUGUCUGGUUUAGGCAUGUACCCAUGGGGGUGUAUGAUGUAUUUAUUUAUUGGUGGCAGCACUGAGCUGCUGCUGUUGAUACAACUGAAAUGUUUCAGGCAAUCAUUUAAGAGCACCUCUACUAAUGGGUCACAUUUAAAGAACAAUCUAUAUACUAACACAUCGUAAACCCAAAAAACACAUUCCUGAACAAGUUACAUUUCCUCGUGUGAUGAUGUUGUUGUUGUCGGUAUAUAUGACUCGGGUGAUUUAGGUUGUGUGAAUGGAUUACAUGGAGAACAAAACACAUAUAUACAAAAUAUGCUGCUUUGAUUAACUUACAUAUAGACCAUUGCAAUCUGCAAUGACAUUCUGCUAGCGAGUAUCAGGGAUGACUUCUGUGGAUCCAGGAUUUUUUUUUUUUUUUUUUUUUUUUUUAAAGGUGAAUUCAGAACGUAGGUGUUAGACGCAUGUAAGGCAACGAUGGGCCUCCCAUAGUAAAUGUUAGCUCAACAAUGCCUUUAUUUUUUUUACUUAUCUCACCUUUUAUGCUUGCAAAGCAAAAACUGUUACAGGGGAGAUUUUUUGAUGGCCAUUCCUCGAUGAAAGGAAAAGAAACUAAAUCAUUAAAAUUUGUAAAAGUAAGAAACAGUGUGUAAAAAGAGAGCGAAAUAAAAAAAGACUGAAUAUACAAAUGCUAUUUAGUAUAACAUUUUAAAGGAACAGUGUGUCGCAUUUAGGGGGAUCCAAUGGCAGGAAUUGACAUAUAAUAUUAAUAAGUAUGUUUUCUUUAUUGUAUAAUCACCUGAAAUAAGAAACAUGUUUUUGUUACCUUAGAAUGAGCUGUUUAUAUCGACUUAGGGAGCGGGUCCUCUUCACGGAG
Sebastes umbrosus (honeycomb rockfish) is the source of this 2574-nucleotide messenger RNA. RefSeq names its product kit ligand a (gene kitlga). Gene Ontology annotation, cellular component: plasma membrane. The transcript is spliced from 10 exons. NCBI's taxonomy places the organism in Eukaryota, Metazoa, Chordata, Actinopteri, Perciformes, Sebastidae. Gene Ontology annotation, molecular function: stem cell factor receptor binding; cytokine activity. Gene Ontology annotation, biological process: cell adhesion; positive regulation of cell population proliferation. The record is from RefSeq and is a predicted model, not a curated record. The coding region runs from base 291 to 1082 and encodes 263 amino acids.